AUGACCAAGGGUACCCAAUCGUUUGGUAAGCGCCAGACCAAGAGCCACACCCUCUGCCGCCGCUGUGGUAAGCGUUCCUUCCACAAGCAAAAGAAGACCUGUGCUAGCUGCGGUUUCCCUGCUGCCAAGAUGCGUAGAUUCAACUGGUCCGAGAAGGCCAAGCGUAGAAGAACCACUGGUACUGGCCGCAUGAGCUACUUGAAGAAGGUCCACCGCCGCUUCACCAAUGGUUUCCGUGAAGGUACCCAGGCCAAGAAGCAACAAAAGGCUGAGAACUAG
This is a messenger RNA of Lichtheimia ornata, 279 nucleotides long. Its product is annotated as 60S ribosomal protein L37-A. The record is from RefSeq and is a predicted model, not a curated record. Gene Ontology annotation, cellular component: ribosome; cytosolic large ribosomal subunit. NCBI's taxonomy places the organism in Eukaryota, Fungi, Mucoromycota, Mucoromycetes, Mucorales, Lichtheimiaceae. Gene Ontology annotation, molecular function: RNA binding; structural constituent of ribosome. The coding region runs from base 1 to 279 and encodes 92 amino acids. Gene Ontology annotation, biological process: translation. The transcript has 4 exons.